ACACAGUGGGGGCAGUAGCUCUGUGGUCCCGGUCCGCCAAGUUGACGCUGCCGCCUCCGCCGUUGCCUCUUUCUCCUGGCGUGGUCUUUUUUGUCCCGUAUUUUCUUUUCGCGUGUUCGUUUUUUUGUCCUGUUCUCUUUAAUUAAUCAAGAUGGGGAAGAAGGAGGAAGAGGAGAUUAUCAGAAUCGCGAAAAAGAUGGAUAAAAUGGCGCAGAAAAAAAACGGGGCCGGUGCUUUGGAUCUUUUGAAAGAGUUGCGCAGUGUACCCAUGACUCUGGAGUUGCUCCAGUCCACCAGAAUUGGAAUGUCCGUUAAUGCUAUUCGCAAACAAAGCACAGAUGAAGAGGUGACAUCUCUCGCCAAGUCCCUGAUUAAGUCUUGGAAGAAGCUUCUGGAUGAGCCUGGAGGUGGAGACAAAGCUCCAGAUGAGAAACGAAAAGACCAAACAACACCCGUCUCUCCUUCACAGGGAAGCCCAGAGGCAAAGGAAGAAAGCAGUUCAAGUAGUAAUUCCAGCAGCAAAAGUGAAACAUCUGAAGUCGCCUCAAACACGUUAGCCACCACAUUUCCUCGUGCCCCAAUCACCUCCGACUCCAUCCGGCUCAAGUGCAGAGAGAUGCUGGCCAAUGCUCUGCAGACUGGAGAGGACCAUAUUGCCAUUGGUGCUGACUGUGAAGAGCUUGGGGCACAGAUUGAGGAAUGUAUCUUCCAAGAGUUUAAGAACACAGACAUGAAAUACAAGAACCGUGUGCGGAGCCGAAUCUCGAAUCUAAAGGAUAUGAAGAACCCCAAUUUAAGGAGGACCGUUCUUUGUGGGAGCGUAACCCCGGAGCGAAUAGCCAAGAUGACCGCUGAGGAAAUGGCCAGUGAUGAGCUGAAAGAAAUGAGGAAGAAUUUGACCAAAGAAGCGGUCAGGGACCACCAGAUGGCCACUACCGGCGGUACUCAGACUGAUUUGUUCACCUGUGGCAAAUGCAAGGGGAAGAACUGCACCUACACACAGGUUCAAACUCGAAGUGCUGAUGAGCCGAUGACCACGUUUGUCUUCUGCCAACAGUGUGGAAAUAGAUGGAAGUUCUGCUGAAUCUGUUGGCUUCAUCCACGGCACUCCCGACAAGUAGCAAAAUUCCCGGACCAGGUUCUAUCCAUCUGCAGCAGAGCGGAGCUUUGUCUUCUGUGGUUACAUUGUACUCGACAUCCAAGAUGCCACUACGGUUACCGUUUGAGUAAAUAUCUUGGUCAUAGAUUGAGCUUAUUGUCACUUCCCUUAAGGACCCUCUCUCUAAAUCUCUUACUGUUGUUAUUAGUUGUUUCUUGCUGUCAGAUAUAUGCUAUGGACUUGUGUCAUUCUCUUUUAUCUGCGUUUUUAUAUGUAGUUUUAACACUUUGGAUAAUGUUUUUUUUUUUUUGUUUUUUUUGCUUUCCCAGCACAGCAUUGUACUGUUUUAUUUAAUUCCCAAUAAAGUGUAAUCC
Cyprinodon variegatus (sheepshead minnow) is the source of this 1473-nucleotide messenger RNA. It is a transcript of the gene tcea1, whose product is annotated as transcription elongation factor A (SII), 1. Bases 152 to 1084 code for a protein of 310 amino acids. The transcript has 10 exons. Lineage: Eukaryota; Metazoa; Chordata; Actinopteri; Cyprinodontiformes; Cyprinodontidae. The record is from RefSeq and is a predicted model, not a curated record. Gene Ontology annotation, cellular component: nucleus. Gene Ontology annotation, molecular function: nucleic acid binding; zinc ion binding. Gene Ontology annotation, biological process: positive regulation of transcription by RNA polymerase II; transcription elongation by RNA polymerase II; DNA-templated transcription.